Stegodyphus dumicola is the source of this 4244-nucleotide messenger RNA. RefSeq names its product glycerophosphocholine cholinephosphodiesterase ENPP6-like. Lineage: Eukaryota; Metazoa; Arthropoda; Arachnida; Araneae; Eresidae. The record is from RefSeq and is a predicted model, not a curated record.
CAUUCGGUCGUAGCGAUGACAACGGUAGGUACGAUGCUCUCGGCGGUUCUUGUUUUGUUACUGGGAAUAAUUGGAUCGAUGGGUUAUCCUUCUUUUCCAAUGGAUACGGAGAAAGUUAUCUUAGUGCUGGUUGAUGGAGUGCGUUGGGAUUACUUAAAUGAUUCCUCAUAUGUUGGAUUUAAAAGAAUGGCAGACAACGGAGUCAAGGCGGAAUAUGUGACUCCAGUUUUUCCCUCCAAUUCUUACCCCAACUGGUACACUAUAGUCACAGGAUUAUACCCAGAAAACCACGGAAUAGUCCAAAACUAUAUGUAUGAUCCUGAAAGGGAUGAUCUGUUUCUAAUGGCGCUACAUUCCAAUGCUUCUCAUCCUCACUGGUGGAACGACGCGGAACCAAUAUGGGUAACAGCAGAGAAACGUGAUCUAAAGUCUGCAGUUUACUGGUGGGAUGGCUGUCAAGUUCUUAUUCAAGGGAAGAAACCGACGAAAUGCGAAGAAUACGCCAACUAUUGGGUAUGGGGGAAAGUAAACAGAGACACCCUGAACGCCAUGACAGAUCUCUUGGAUAAGUUUCAGAAAGACAACUUUCGAUUAGGUCUUGUAUAUUACGAAGCUGUCGAUGCAAACGGGCAUUUCCGUGGGCCAGAUUCUGAGGACAGAAUUCGUUCUUUGAGAGAUAUCGAUUCCAUUUUAAAUAGCAUUCAAGAUCAGAUUGCCAAAAAAGGAAUGGAGCAUCAGGUAAAUCUUAUCGUUGUCUCAGACCAUGGUAUGACAGCUGUUGAUCCUCAAGGACCAAAAGUCAUCGACAUAGAGAAAGCCAUUAAUCUAAAAGACUUAAAAUUGAUGUUAGAUCGUGGAGCAGUUUCCAUGAUUUUACCUGAAGAAGGAUCGGAAGAAAGGCUCUACCAGUCAUUGAAAAGAGCAGAUAUAGAAGGCCUUACAGUUUAUAAGAAGAGUGAAAUACCAGAGCAUUAUCAUUUCAAGAGACACAGAUUAGUGCAGCCCAUUCUACUCGUUGCGGAUGAAGGUUAUGUCAUAAAAGCGCUUUCUGAUCCGAAACGCAUGAAACCGUUUGCUGAAAGAAUAUUCAAAGGUUACCAUGGCUAUGAUCCAUACAAAGUAAAAGACAUGAGAACAAUAUUUUAUGCAAGAGGUCCUUCUUUCAAGAAGGGUUUUGUUUCACCACCCUUAGAAAUGGUAGACCACUAUGGUGCUAUAUGCCGAGCCAUGGGAAUGGAGCCUCUCAGCAAUAAUGGUUCUUGGCCUCGAAUUCGCAACAUGCUGGCAGGAAAUGCUUUAAGACCUGAAACUCACAUUGGUCCCGACAAGAAAUCAAAAGUAGUUUUGAACAAAAAUAAGAGUACCAUAGGAUAUAAGAAAAACAAAAAUAUCUUCAAAGGCAAGAGGAAACAUUCUGCAGCAAAUAGCCUUCAAGUUUCACAUUUUAAUGUUAUAGCUGCUUUUCUGUUUGCCAUUUUCAUAUCAAAAAAUAGCAGAAUGGCAUAUUUUAGGAACUAGUGACUCCAUAUAUAUCAUAUUCCAGUGCCUUCUUAGUAGCACACCAUCGAAGGUUUCCAGACUAGUUGUGAAGAAAUGUCUGCAAGUAGUGAUAGUUUCAAUGAAAUCUUCUUAACAUAAAGAUAAUUUUCUUUUAUUCAGAAGAUUUCAACAGCAUGUGAAGGGGCAGGACAGUUCUUAAUUUUCAUCGACAUAACUAAUGGAGUAUUUUCAAAAGGGUUUCUUGGUCUAGAUAGUUUCACGAAAGUAUGCUUGGAAUAAGGCCAUGGAAAAUCAUACCCCAUGCUUGGAGUAAGGCCAUGGAAAAUCAUACAGCGUGUUAUGAAAACAGACGUCUCGAAUAAAGUACGAAAUCUUCUUCAUCUUUCUGUAUUUCUAAAGAAAUUUCAUUAAAAGAGCGAAAGAAGAAAUUCACAAACGCACAAGUUCCGGCUUAUGAGAAAAGGAAUUACAAAUGGGGUAAAAGAAAGUGGUAUAUAUAAGGAUUGUUGAAAUUGAGUGAACAUUCAUAUCAAUGAAAACAUACGUUAUGCUUAAUCAUUAUUCGAUGACUGAAUCUCAAUUUUUAAACAAACCUUAUAUAUGAGAUUUAUAUUUAUGCAUAGUUAUGUUUUGACAGCGCUCGCAAACUGUUUUAUUCGGUAGUUAGCCGUACACAAGUAUUUAAAAACUGAAACAUGGCAACUUUUCGUGUCGCUUUAUUUUGAAAAUAUUUGAAUUAUAUUUGGUUCAUAAAUUUUCUCCUACGCUUAUUUUUUUGUCAAGAAAUACGCUGAAUGGUUAAUUUUAUAUGCCCAAAGUAAAAAAACGAAAAAAAAAAAAAAAAAAAAAGGAGGAUACACAAUAAGAAAAAAGAUUCGUAUUUAUUGUGCACUUCUGAAAACCAUUUCUACUGAUUUUGCAUUAUUUUGCACAGAGAACUGUUUUACAUCAUAUUUUCCUAUACGUAUGCCUUUCUCAAACGAUAUUUUUGAUUAAAAUAUUUAAAUAGAGCCUUGUGAGAAUAAACAAGUUCCACAGUAAUAGAGGUAGACCAAUAUUUAGUGAAAUAUAUUAGAGGACGAAUCCAUUAAUAUUAGAAUUUAAUAUUCGAAUAAAAUAUAUGUUCAAAUUCUUGAUAGUCAUAGCUACGAGGGACAUCAAGAAAAAUAAAGCAGCUAUUAAUGUAUUAUAUAAGUGUCAUAACAAAAAUCAACUGCGCCCCUUAAACUUUUGUUUUCCUUACUCUACUUAUUCCUAUAAAAGAUACUGAAUCUGGUCUUUACCAAUAACCAGUUAUGUUGGCGAAGAUAAUGUGGUGUCACUUGUUAGAUGUUAGUCAUGAUUACAGCGCAUGCGAUAUGAUUUAUCUGUGAACACCUUCCCCUUUUGCAAUCCUGAUUAGAAAAUUUUAAGUUGUGUCAGAUCACGUCAGGGCCAGCACUAGGAAUUUUAAGAACUUAGAUUCUGUCUCAAGGUGUCUCCAAAAUUUUGCCCCUUCCCCCAAGUUCUACCGUUCGUGCGGCCCAUGGAGGAAGGAAAACUGGGAGAAGCCCGAAGUGGUUUUUUCGAUACACUUCCUUGAAGCGGUGACCCUUCCUUGUUUAGCAAAACAUUUAGUGACUUGCCAUUAAGAUGAGUAGGUUUUGUCAUGUUCGGAAGCACACAAUUUGUAAUUACGUCGUGAAUGUAAGUAUAAAUGUAAAUAUUUGUUUUCUAUAAUACUUCAGAGUUCUAAGUAUGUGAAAGAGUACAUUUUUUAAACAUUUCAUUCUGAACGGAAUUAAAUGCUAUACUUUUCCCAUGCUCAGAACAAUUUUAAUUUGAACGAAAUGUUUUCACAAGUUUUCACUAGAAAGAAAUUUUAAGGUAAUUCUUCUAUUUUAUUCAGUUAACGAUAGCCAAAUUAAAAUCAAAAUUCAUUGUAUUAUUAAUAGUAAAAUCGCACAUUUUUUCUUUUUUAUUUCUAUGUAUAGAGCUUCUUUCAGAAAUACUUUCUCAAGUAUGAGAUGAUUUUCAGCUUCUGUGGCAUCUUUUAAAUCAAAAAUCAUAGUCACUCUAUAAUUAAUGCUCUGUCUGAUUCAUUUGAAAUUAGAGAACUUUUUAUUUUAAUAAUUAAAUAUCAUAAAACUCCUUCGUUAUUUGAACGUAUUUUCCCAAAGUUGUUAAGUCAAAGAUAGGUUUCCUUCCCCAACGAUGCUAGAAAUACACUUCGCGGGGCAGUGUUAUGUAUAGCAGCUUACUGAGCGUGCUUUUUGUUAAAAGGCUUUAGAACUGCUGACAGCAAAAGGCUGACAUUAAAUGUACUCAAAGAACGGCAGAUUGCAUGAAUUUAAUGCAUAGUUUCUCCUCUUAAGUGACAGCUUUCAAGCUCUUGUUCUAAUUGCUGUUUCACUUACAAGAUAUAAAUAACUUCGUUUCUGUACUUCUGAGACAGGACAAUUUUAUUUUUGUGAACUUUUUCCCUGUAAAUGACUUUAUGAAACGUACUCAUGAAACUUUGAAUGAGUGUCUAUUUUUUGCUUCAAUACUGAUAUCGGAGUCACAUAAAAUUCUCUUUGGAGUUUAUUUUUAGGGGACGUAUUUGAAACCGCAUAUUUAUUUACUAAGUAGAAUAAUUACAGAUACAUGUCUUUUGUUGUUAAUGUUAUACCUAAGGUAUGAUUCAUGUUUUAUACUUCUGUGAAAAUUAUUUCAUGUUUUAAUGUUUCAUGUACAUCAAUAAAGCAAUGAUUUCAACACAUAAA